Heterocephalus glaber (naked mole-rat) is the source of this 2262-nucleotide messenger RNA. It is a transcript of the gene Erich6, whose product is annotated as glutamate rich 6. NCBI's taxonomy places the organism in Eukaryota, Metazoa, Chordata, Mammalia, Rodentia, Bathyergidae. The record is from RefSeq and is a predicted model, not a curated record.
CCUCCGCUGGAGCAGGGCUGGAAAAGAACUUGAGGGUCGCCCAGCCCGCGGUCUCUCGACACCUACGCCUGGGGGCUAAAGGCGUCCUGCCUCUUUAAAUCCGGCAGGCUCGGCGAGGGGGUAGGGGGUAGGCGUUGCCCAGGGAGACGGACAGACGCUUCGCUGAGCCAGGCGCCUGGGGACUUGACAGGCCUAGGCGGCGACUGCACCAGACAGUGCUAGCAGCAGCUCCGCUUCCCGCCCAGCGUGUCCUACCAGCGCCCGCAACGAAGCCUCCGAGAGCCCGAAGAAAAGGAGGAGGGCAUGAAGGAGGAGGAGCUAGGAGAGGAAGAGGAGGAGGACGAGGUGGAAGAGGAGGUGAAGGAAAAGGUGGAGGAGGUGGAGGAGGCGGUGGCAGCGGCGGAGGAGAAAGCGAAGGUGGAGGAGCCGGAAGUGGAGGACCCUGGGAGGUUCCCCGACGAAGACCUCUGGACGAUCUUUGACCCCCAUGACAGGGACGAUGAAUGGGAGGAGUCGCUGGAACCCCGGCCCCACUUGAUCAGCGUGGUCAGCCCCAGCCUGAGUCCGACGCCGCCCUCCUCGCCCUCCGCGCCCUCAAGCCUCAAGUGGAGCCCGUCGCUCGCCGAGACCCCGCCGUCCCACGUCUCCUCCCAGCAGAGUUUUCCUAAAAUAUUUCAUACAUUUAGGAAAGACAUGUCUGAAGUGAAAUUAGAUAGAACUAUGUAUAAAAAUUUGUAUCCAGGAAUUCCAAUGUCAGUACAAACAGAAGAAAGUUGGCCUCAAGAAUUGUCUGAUAAAAAGAGCCGAAGGAAGGCAAUAUUCUCUUCAGUCAAGGAAGCUAAAUCCAAAUGCCUGGCUUCUAAGCUAAAAGAAAAAUGGGUAGUUAAUCCAGAAGAGACCAAACUAAGUAUUUUAUGUGAGUUGGAGUUUAAAGAAGACUUCAUAACACUAUUUGAGCCUUCCCUAAGAACAUUACCCAGCAUUGGGCCACCACCCAUUCUGGCAUACAGACAAGAGCGAUCCAACCUAGACAUUAACUUCAGGGAUGAAGAGGAGGAGCUAUCACCCACAUGUGAAUUUUGCGGAAGCAAUCUCCAGGCAUUUCUUUCUAGUGUGGAUUGCAUUUACUCUGAAUCAAAAGCAUGUACUUCCUGUUGUCCUCAAUUCCAAAAUCUGAUUGACUGUAUCUAUGAAGAAAAACAAAAAAUCAAAAGCUCUAAACCUGAAUUAAUCAGUAUUAAACCUCACAAAGCCUAUGGCGCUGAAGUUGAUAGAAUGAAAGCAAAAGCAAAAGCCCUGCGGAGAAAACAGGAGCGACAAAUUGCCAGACAUCUCACUGUGGUGCGAAAUGAACAGAUGAAUUUACCUGUAGAAGAUUCAAAGAAUUUCAGAACUAUUUCUUAUCAACUUUCUGUGGAUAUUCCAGAAAAAAAGCCAACUGAUGAGGAACCAUUUUAUUUCCAACUAAUACAGAGUAACAUAUCCAUUGUUUGUUGUGAUUCUAGGAAAGCAUGCGGAAAGAUUGUGAGGAAUGAGCUCUUUGAGAAGCAUUACAAAAAUGGAAUCAAGUUUCUGACUUCAUUUCCAGAUGGGACAACACAAAUAUUCUAUCCAUCUGGAAAUCUAGCCAUCAUCCGAGUGCCCAACCAGAAGAACGGUUUCAUUUGUAUAGUCCAGGAAGAUACAUCCACUAACCCUGCCAUCCUGGCAGUUCUGGAUUCCUCCGGCAAAAUUUCCUGCUACCAUCCCAAUGGAAAUGUUUGGGUCUACAUCAACAUCUUGGGAGGUCAAUAUUCAGAUCAAGCUGGCAACAGAGUAAGAGCUUGGAAUUGGUCAAGUUCCGUCACUUCUUCACCACUUGUUUCAUUUAAACCUAUCUUCUUAGCUUUGAACCAUAAUAUUGGGAUUCGCAUCUUAGAGCAAGACAAGAUUUCCAUCACUUUUCUAGCAAUGGGCCAACAGGCAACAAUCAGUGUUGGAUCCAAAGUGAAGCUACCCCACCCUGAGGAAGUCCCAGUCCUUUGGUACCUGAGUGGAGAGGACCUUCUGCUGAUGGCCAGUUUAAUAAAGAUUCGACGGCUGUUUCAUAAGCUAGAAGGAUGCAUGAAUUUUCCCUCAAGCAAGAUUUGGGAAAAAUUAAAGCAGCCGUCCUACCUUUCUUCACUUUCUCUAAAACUAAUUGCCCUCUGUCAGAAUUCUGGUAUAAAGGAAGAUAAACUUACAACAAUUAUCAAUAUAGUAAAUGAAAACAUUUAAAAAGAA